Molecule: messenger RNA, 695 nt
Organism: Canariomyces notabilis
Lineage: Eukaryota; Fungi; Ascomycota; Sordariomycetes; Sordariales; Chaetomiaceae
Product: glucocorticoid receptor-like (DNA-binding domain)
Exons: 3
Coding region: 107-448 (113 amino acids)
Biological process (GO): translation
Cellular component (GO): ribosome; mitochondrial small ribosomal subunit
Molecular function (GO): structural constituent of ribosome
Source: RefSeq, a predicted model, not a curated record
ACAAUCGAGUUCCGUCGAGGUCAAGCAAGAUAAAGCCGACUGCUUUACAAAGGCGCACUUCAUUGAUUUGCGAUCACGGGCUCAAUUCUUUCAAAUUACCGCCAAGAUGUCCAUGUUCAGGGCGAAGAAGUUUGAUCUUGGGUGCUUUACCAAUGUCAGGACACUCCGUGACCAUUCCAAGCGCAAGGCUUUCGAAGCCGCUGAGCCCGAGAGACAAGCGCUCCGCUACAUCAUCCGCAACACAACGCUUCCUGCCCGUACACGUGCCAUGGCCCAAUUGCAGCUCGCCCAGAUGCACUGCUACACGCGUCCCACUCAGAUCCGAAACCGAUGUAUUCUAGGCGGAAAGUCAAGGGGUGUGCUAAGAGAUUUCAAAAUGACAAGAUACAUGUUCCGCUUAAACGCGCUUGCCGGGAACUUGCCCGGCGUGAAGAAGGCGAGCUGGUAGACGAGGCUGCUAGACUCUUUGAAAGGCAAGGGUGCAGCGCUGUUGGAUAGCAUGUGGAAUUUUUCCGGCAGCCCAGGAACAGCAAUCUAUGAGAAGGCUGUUUGCCCCAACAGACGCGCGGAUGUUGAAUCGACAGCAACAGCACCAUCGACGUCUCGACGUCGGAGUCUAUUCUGUGUACAAUGAUGUUACAUUACCAAACCCAUGAUGAAUAAAUUUCCCAAUGCCCUGAACUCCAAAUCCAUGU